AUGAAUUUUAGACACGGUGAAUGUCCCUCGAAUGUUCAAAUCAACCGAUUCAUUCGAAUAUGUUCAGAUUUUCUUCGCAUACACCCAGGUCGAAAAAUUGCCGUACAUUGUACACAUGGAUUUAAUCGAACUGGGUUUAUGAUUUGUGCCUAUAUGGUCCAAGAACUUGGUUGGUCAAUUAGCCUAGCAAUUGAUCAUUUUAGUAAAUGUAGACAACCUGGUAUCUAUAGGCAAGAAUACAUUGAUGAAUUAUUACGAAUGUUUGCUGAUGAAGAUGAUGAUUUCAAAACAAUUACUGCUCCACCAAAACCCGAUUGGUCUAGAGAUGAAAACCAUCGAACAACAAUGUCUUCAAGAGGAGGAUUACCACCUCGUUGGAAAAAUUGUCCAAGAUUCGGCGAAGUUGUGGCCAAUACUUUCCUGCCGUUCAAAGUUCCUCUUGAUGAUUCUUUUAGUUCAUUAUUAGCUCCGACUAUGUAUUUUACGCCGACAAUGCUAGUUAAUUAUGGACGAGAUAAUAAUAUUAACAUCGGUCUAUGGAUCGACCUGACAUAUACGGAUCGAUUUUAUGAUAAAACAUUGGUUGAAAAAGAAAAAAUUAGCUACGUUAAAUUGAAAUGUAGAGGUCAUGGAGAAACACCAUCGCCUGAACAGACACAGACAUUUAUUGAUUUGUGCUCAAGAUUUUCGGUUAAAAAUCCCGAUAAAAUAAUUGCUGUGCAUUGUACGCAUGGUUUUAAUCGCACAGGAUUCUUAAUUUGCGCCUAUCUAGUUGAUCAAGAAAAUUGGAGCAUCGAAGCAGCUAUUAGUGCAUUUUCACGUUGCCGUCCUCCCGGUAUUUACAAACAGGAUUACUUGAAUGAAUUGUUUCGUCUAUAUGGUGAUGGCGACCAAACGGCCAUAAUUUUGGCACCACCCUUACCCGAAUGGUGCAAUGAAGACGAUCAAUAUCAAGACGAUGAAGCUUCGGUCUAUGAAUCGUACGGCCAAGGAUCAUCGACAAAUGGCAACCGGCAACAGAUAAACGCAGGUGAUCCGUUUCUUGAUGGCAUUGAUGGUAUCGUUAUGGUGGUUGAACAGGAUAAAAUCAGAACCUUGAGAGAAACCUGCACAGAUAUGUGCAAAUUUAAACUAAAAGGUUUCCCCGGUUGUCAACCUGUUUCGUUAACUCAUCAGAAUAUAAAUUAUCUUCAAGAAGAAUAUAUGGUUAGCUGGAAAGCCGACGGUAAUCGUUAUAUGAUGCUCAUAUUGGAUUCCAAUCAGAUGUAUUUUUUCGAUCGAAAUUAUUCCAUUUCUCAGAUAUUUAAUCUAAAUUUUUUGCGCCGUAACUCAAAAGAACGUUUAUCGGAAACGUUAUUGGAUGGGGAAAUGGUUGUCGAUGUAGUCGAUGGGAAGCGCUUUCCCAGAUAUCUAAUCUAUGACAUUGUCUAUUGUGAUGGACAAGAUGUAUCCGAAAAAAAUUUUCGUGAACGUUUGAACAUCAUUUACAAACAGGUCAUUACGCCUCGUGAAGCAGCCAAACGAAAUGGACAGAUUGAUCGCAGUAAAGAACCAUUUGGAGUACGAAUGAAAGAUUUUUGUGAGCUAAAAUAUACGUACAAAUUUUUUGAGCCAAAAUUUCAACGAGAUUUAUCACAUGAGAUCGAUGGUCUAAUUUUUCAGCCAGUUCAUUUACCAUAUUUAGCUGGUCGUUGUGAUCGAGUGCUAAAAUGGAAACCACCGACACAUAAUUCAGUAGAUUUUUUACUGAAAAUCAUCGAAGAAACGCGACCUGGUCGAGUGGAAAAAUACAUAGGCCAAUUGUAUGUCGGUGGAAAACGGGAACCAUUCUCUCACAUAAAUGUUACUCAAGAAUUACGGAAAUAUAAUAAUCGUAUCAUUGAAUGUCGAUUCAAUAUGCAACGAAAUUGUUGGGAAUUUAUGCGAGAACGAACUGACAAAUCUUUUCCAAAUGCUCUAUCGACGGCAACAAAUGUUGUUUAUUCGAUGCAGUAUCCAAUCACAAGGCAAUAUCUACUCGAUUAUCUACAUAAAAAUGGCUUUAAAUAACAAAUGACUUCAUUCACAAUUUCCGUUCAUAAAUUUUUCAUAAUCAUUUUGAUUCGUUUCAUUAUCAAACAUCAAUUUUUUCGUUCAUUUAUUCUCAUGUGUGAUAUUCAUUCCAACAUAAAAAAUUUUUUCAACCAAUCUAAUUGUAUU
Messenger RNA from Dermatophagoides pteronyssinus (European house dust mite), 2199 nucleotides. RefSeq names its product RNA guanylyltransferase and 5'-phosphatase mRNA capping enzyme (gene mRNA-cap). Gene Ontology annotation, biological process: 7-methylguanosine mRNA capping; protein dephosphorylation. Lineage: Eukaryota; Metazoa; Arthropoda; Arachnida; Sarcoptiformes; Pyroglyphidae. The record is from RefSeq and is a predicted model, not a curated record. Gene Ontology annotation, molecular function: mRNA guanylyltransferase activity; ATP binding; mRNA 5'-triphosphate monophosphatase activity.